Messenger RNA from Aegilops tauschii subsp. strangulata, 1383 nucleotides. Its product is annotated as putative E3 ubiquitin-protein ligase SINA-like 9. NCBI's taxonomy places the organism in Eukaryota, Viridiplantae, Streptophyta, Magnoliopsida, Poales, Poaceae. The record is from RefSeq and is a predicted model, not a curated record. Gene Ontology annotation, molecular function: zinc ion binding.
UACGCAUACCAGCCGAGUGUCCAGUGUCCUUGUCCUCUGCACCCACCACUAGUCACAAGUGUGCGUCCGGUUCCAGUCCCAGUCCCACCUGAGUGCUGCCCAACUGCUCCCCUGACUGAAUCUUGGUGGGAGAGGAGAGAUGGGCCUCGGCGGCGGCGGCGGAGAUGGGAUCCUGGCCGUGGUGCCGAUGGAAGCCAUCCCGAUGGCGGAGCCGCAGAUCGUCGCCGGCGGCAAGACCGUGGGCCUGCGGGCGGACCUGCUCGACUGCCAUAACUGCCGCCUCCCCCUCAAGCCCCCGAUAUUCAAGUGCGACGCCGAGCACCUCGUCUGCUCCUCCUGCCGCGGCCUCCACGGCGAGGCCUGCGGCGGCCGCGCCGCCGUCCACUCCGCCCUCGCCGACAUCUUCGCGGCCGCCGCCACGGUGCCCUGCGGCUACGAGCGCUACGGCUGCGACGCCGGGGGCGUGGUGUACCACGAGGCCGCCGACCACCGGCGCGCGUGCCAGCACGCGCCCUGCUGCUGCCCGGACCGCGCCGGGGCGGCCGGCAUCGGGGGAUGCGGCUUCGUCGGCUCCCGCCAGGAUCUGCUCGACCACAUCUCCGGCCCCGACCACUCGCGCCCCAUCAUCGUCGUCCGCUACGGCCAGCCGUGGAACCUCAGCCUGCCGCUCUCGCGCCGCUGGCACAUCCUCGUCGGCGAGGAGGACAAGGCGGUGGCCGCCGCCGCGGGCGCCGACCGGCACCGCAACCUCUUCCUCGUCUCCCUCGGCGAGCGCGGCGCCACCACAGCCGUGUCGCUGGUGUGCGUCAGGGCGGACGGCACGGCGCCGAGCGCGCCGCAGUUCGCGUGCAAGCUCGCCGUGGAGAGCGACGGCUGCAGGCUGACCCUGGAGUCGCCUCUGGUGUGCAGCAGUUCCCUGUCCGGCGGCCUGCCCACCGAGGUCAAGUGCUUGCCGGUGCCGAAAGACUUUCUCUCCGGCGACAGUGUCCCACUCAGCAUCCACAUCGAGAAGCUUCUGGCUCUCCCUGCUCCUCCUCUAGGACUAGGAGUGUCGCCGGCCGCUACAUCUCCUGUCGCCGCCACCCCUCCUCCUUGUCCGGCCGCCACCAUCCCGCCUUCUCGUCCGUCGUCCGGCUCCUCCGACAACGUCGCAGUCAAGACGGUGAUAACAGAUCAGAGCUACAAGAAACGGAAGUCUGCCAACCCAAGGAAGCUGUAGGGAGGACGACGAUGGGCUGGAGUAGUACGAUGAUGAAUGGUCGACCAGUAGGCAUAGCAAUAAGCUACGUAUUAUUUUGUAAUGUGCAAUCAGUGUUCUGUUUCUUUAAUCUGAUGAAGUCCAUGGUUUUUAGUCUGAAAUAACCAGACAGCCUGCAUUCCCUU